AUGGCCUCAGCAGGGAAGGCACCUGAGAAGCGGCAUAACCCAGUGGAAAGCAUUUGUAGAAAAAUCAGAGCCAUCCAAAGGAGAGAAACAAUUUCAAAUCCAAUCCAACAGAUAAUCAAAUACCAAUCCAGCAGUUUUGAUAGUCCACAAGCCAACACCAAGAAAAAUUUUGAAGAGGUACUGAGGAAAAUGGCGGCUGCUCACAUUCCUGUGCCUGACUCUAAUUUGUCAAGUUCUGGGAAGGUUGAUGCCUCCAUUUCAUCUCCUCAAAUAACAUCUCCAAGACUCCCAUCCAUUCCCCACCUCCGCUCCCUUGAGACUGGGACAUACCCUGUUGUUUUCACAAGUUCUGAGAACAUCUCAAAGCCAAGGUCAGAGAGCAAGAAGAAUUACACACCUUUGAUGUCACAGAUCAGGAAAGGGGGGUUCUUCUCUAGCAAGGAUUUGAAUAACUAUUGUAGAGAAAAUAAUUCUAGUGCCUCCACACUUGACUUUAAUUUCAACUCUGGUCAAAGCUCUGAAUGUUUUGAUCCUUGGGAUUCAGUGGUGAAGAAAUUAUCUCUGAAUGAAGAUGGAUGGAAACAAGGAGCCAGUGUUGGCAAAGAAGAUAUAACAGACAGCGUUAGCAGGGCCUAUGAAGAAGAGGUGCUCACAAGUAUUUUUAAUGAAUGUGACACAAAACACAAAGGUUCAGUAGGAGUGGCCAAAAUAAUGAAUUAUCUGAGACAAACAAGCAGCCAAGACUCAGAACACAGUGGCCUUGAAGAGCUGUGGAAUGUGCUUGACCCUGAGAAGAGAGACCCCCAUGUGGAUCUGGAAACUUUCCGGGCCAUCAUGAAAGAAUGGAUGGCUUCCUGUAGAAACAAAUGGGAAGGAAUGAGCAGGGGAUUGAGCAGCAGCAUUGAUGAUUCUGUUUUUGAACAACUGGACAGCAUAAAAUCAAGUGGAGCAAUUAAGAUGACCACAGGUAUGACAGAGUCUAUGGCAAGGAGCUUCGAGGCUUUGGGUGGAGACCUGUCUAAAGGAGUCUUAGAGGUGUCCGAUUGGAUUGCCUGUGUCGCGGACUUCCAUUUCCACAAGCAGAAAUUGGAAGAGGAAAAUAAUAAGAUAAAGUUGGCGUUAGAAACUUUGGAGGAAACUAACAGCCAGUUGUCAGAGGACUGCGCAGGACUGCGCCUUCAGAUUAAAAGUGCCCACCAGGCUAUUAUGAGAACAAAUCUGUUAAAAGAAGAACUGGAGGAACUGAAACUAAGCGUGAAUGCUUCAGAAGAGCAGAAGGCCAUGACGGUAGCCCAGAACAAACAAUUAGAGAUAGAAAACCGGGCUCUGAUUCUUAAGAUUCGUAUUCUACAGGAAGAGAACAUUAAGGGCAUCGUGGAUAUAGACAGACUGGAAAAGAGGAUUGAGGAAUUGUCUAAGACCGAGGCAGAGCGCCAAAUGCAGUUACACACAUACGAGAACAUGUUACUUAAUAAAGAUGCAGGUUUGCAGAAGAAGGAUUUACAUAUAGAAGAACUUAAGUCAACCAUCAUAGAAUGUGGAAGCAUUAUAGAGAAUUUACGAGGUGAUAAAAACAAAUUGGCUCAAGAAUUACAGCACUUGCAACAGGAGCUCAUCAUAAAUGGGAUCCAGUGGGAUGUUAGUGGACAACGUAAGAGUGUCAUCUCUGAAGAAAAAUCCCUACAUUAUGAACUCCUUCUUGCUCAGUCUGAAGAGAACAAAGAAACCGAAUGGCAGUGCAGUUUAAUCCUCUUGUCAUUUCUGGACAUGGUCGUGGACCAAAUGCUGCUGUUACUUGGAGAACCUGGGCAAAGGGGCGUGGAAUUCACAGCUGCGCUUCAGAAACUGCGUGAAGAGGUUUCUGAAGUUGAAACUCUCAUUGGGAAAUCCCUACAGUGGGUAAUGAAUCCAGAAAUUACUAUGAAAGAAAAGUGGAAAAAACAACUUUCUGAAUUCAAACAUGUCAUGGAAGAGAAGCUAAACCUUUGGAUACUAAUGCUGAACAGGUUGGAAAACCACAAGGCAUCUCUUGAUAAAGAGUUUGUCAAAUUAAUAGAGAUUUUGAAGAGACUGAGGCUGGAAUAUUUUUGUUUCAGAAAAGAAUUUCUUUCCAGUCAGAAACAAGUAGAAACCAUUAAGCAACUGCAAGAAGAUGCUGUCAGCCAGGAAGCCAUCCUCAGGAAGAGGCUCCAGGAAGCCAGCCAACGGUUGGCGGACGCAGGGGAACAGGUUAAGGAUCGAGAUCGGGCAGCCUACUCUGCCCGGGAAGAAGCUGCGUCUUUACUGCACAAAUUAGAGGAAGCAAUUUCAGAACAAUGGAACCUCCAAACUAUAAAUACUGAGUUAUCGAACGCCUGCCAGACACUUGAGCAGAAGACAAGAAAACUGAAAACAACAAUUGAUUCACUUCGAAAGCAGUUAAUUGAAGAGGGACUCCGUGGCUUGCUAUUUCAGAGCUUUUUAGAUGAGGAAUUUCCUUACUAUGAUCCCCUCUCCUGCACAGAUACAGUUCAACAAACUCUUCUAGAAAAACUGAAGCAGUGUUGCCACAAACUGUAUAGUGGUCAAGAAGCAAGAUUACAUCAGACACCCUUGACCUUGAAACACACAUCCUGGUACACACCUCUGCUGGACGCCUUAUCUCUGGAUAGCUUCACAGUGAUUCCAAGGCUGGAAGUGACGCCUUUCUCGUGCGGAGCCGACCCAUCCCAUGCUCUGUGUGACAGGCCUGAAUAUGAGGAAAUAAAGGAUGGUGCUUCGGAUGUGACGAGUCGACUCAAGUCCGCAGGCCCCACCGGUGGCCCUUACCCAGGGACAGAUCUUUCAGGUGGCAUCAGGAUGACUGAUGACCUUAGGAUGGAAGAAAAUGGUGACGAGCACUUGUGUUCUGAGAGCCUGCCGCAGUCCAGGGACCAUCCCAUCCUAUCAUCACCCAGACACACUUCGUCCACAGACACUACUGUAACUUCAAGUGAUUCUGCAUCAGAAAAUUUGAAUGUGGCUUCUAGUGACCUUGAUGGUAAAUCACUCUGUAAGAAAGAAAAGGAUGUGUCUCCUAUGAUAGAGACCUGAGGCUCAAGUCUGGUUGAUGAGAAUAUUGCAUGCCGAGACUCUAUGAAUAAGGAUAAAACUGUAUUAAAUAUGGAAGCUAAAGAGGAACCAGAAACAAUAGCAGGGCAUAAAAAGGAAUGUCCUUCAGGAGACGCUGCCGUUGCCCCUCUUCCCGUAACCACUGUGAAAUCGGUUAACUUUAGACAGAGUGACCACACUUCUGCUAAUGAGAAGGAGGUAGAGGCAGAAUUUCUCAGAUUAUCUUUGGGAUUUAAGUGUGACUGGUUUACAUUGGAGAAAAGAGUGAAACUUGAAGAGAGGUCCCGUGAUUUGGCUGAAGACAACUUGAAGAAAGAGAUCACUAACUGUUUAAAGCUAUUGGAGUCUUUAACACCUCUGUGUGAGGAUGACAACCAGGCCCAGGAAAUAAUUAAGAAGCUGGAGAAGAGCAUCACGUUUCUCAGCCAGUGUACAGUGCGAGUGGCCAGUAGGGCUGAGAUGCUGGGGGCCAUUAACCAGGAAAGCCGGGUUAGUAAAGCAGUUGAAGUGAUGAUUCAGCAUGUAGAAAACUUGAAGAGAAUGUAUGCCAAAGAACACGCUGAAUUAGAAGAAUUGAAACAAGUUCUUUUGCAGAAUGAAAGGUCUUUUAAUCCUCUUGAAGAUGAAGAUGAUUGCCAAAUUAAAAAACGUUCAGCUUCUCUAAACUCGAAGCCAUCUUCUCUUCGAAGAGUGACCAUUGCCUCUUUACCCAGGAAUAUAGGAAAUGUAGGAAUGGUGUCUGGGAUGGAAAAUAAUGAGCGAUUCAAUAGGAGGUCAAGCAGUUGGCGUAUUUUGGGAUCAAAGCAGAGUGAACACCGUCCCUCAUUACAUCGAUUUAUUAGCACCUAUUCCUGGGCAGAUGCUGAAGAAGAAAAAUGUGAACUAAAAACUGAAGAUGACUCAGAACCACCAGGAGAAGAAAUAGUAGAAAGGACAAGGAAGCCAGGUCUUUCUGAAAAGAGAAAUGCUCCAUCCAAGUGGCAAGUCUCUUCCGGUUAUGACACCAUAGCUUCCUGGACAACCACCCUCAAGGCCUCCAUUGGGAAGGCUAACAAGGCACUCUGGCUUUCCAUCGCGCUCAUCGUCCUGCUUGCAGCUCUGAUGAGCUUCCUCACAGGCCGAUUCUUCCAGAGGUCGGUGGACGCUGCUCCCAUACAGGAAGAGGAUUCCUGGAUAUCUCUAGAACACAUCUUGUGGCCGUUUGCCAAACUCCGACACAAUAGGCCACCCCCUGUGUGACAGCAGCACAUGCUACUCUAUGUAUCUUGAUUUUUAAAGUUUCAGUAUCUGAACUUUGUAAAUUAGUAACUUUUAGCUGGGAAAGUAUAGAAUGAAACCAGAGGUUCUCAGAAUGACUGUAAGAUAUUUUAUUAAUACAUUCCCUCUUUUUCCAAUUAUCUCCUCAACUAAAAUACAGUGAGGAGGAAGCCUGCCUGCAAUGUUUUAAAGAGUUUUUGAGGAAGAAAUAGAUAUUGUUUUGUCAAAGUUUACUUAAAUAAAGAUCAUUCCAAUUUUCAUACAGUGAAA
Molecule: messenger RNA, 4617 nt
Organism: Nycticebus coucang (slow loris)
Lineage: Eukaryota; Metazoa; Chordata; Mammalia; Primates; Lorisidae
Gene: IRAG2
Product: inositol 1,4,5-triphosphate receptor associated 2
Exons: 39
Cellular component (GO): endoplasmic reticulum membrane
Source: RefSeq, a predicted model, not a curated record